AUGGGUGAUACGGUCCUCUUCACUACCGACGAGGCAAUCCUCGAAUCCAUCGCCAACAACGACCUCUGUCUCAUCCACGAUUUUGACUUUGCCAAUUCGACGCAAGAUGUUAGGGAACAGAGCGAACAUUCCGACGCGCUGAUGACGUUCACACCGUAUCGGCCGACGACGGGCGAACUUUUGGAGAGUCCGCGCGCCGAGCCAAAGUUCUACCCUGUAAAGGAGGCAAUUCCGGGCAAUGGGAUCGAUUUGAAAGCGAAAGUCCUACACAUCGAGUUGCUGUCAAAUUGGGGAAGCCGGGAUUCGAUAGGGUUGACCGGGCUUGAGAUCCUUGGCCCCAACGCAGAAGUGCCUAAUAAGCGGACGCAAUCUAUCGCGCAGCCCUCCGAAAUGUGGCUGACACCGUUCGACCCUAGCAAACCGCCGACGAUCACCAUCAACUUCCCGCAACCGCAGGCGAUUACUGGCAUCUCCUUCUGGAACUACAACGCCUCACCGGAAAUGUCGAAAGCCCCAGGCUUCGUCUUCUUCGACUACGUCCAGGAUGUGCCCCUUCACGAAGGCGUGGUCCCAGAAGACGGCCGUUCCCGUCCGCUGACCCAUUCGAUCGAUGGAUUUAUCUUCCAACUGCGGCUGCUCUCGACUUGGGGCGACGAGUUCUACGUGGGUCUCAACGGGAUCGAGCUGUUGGAUAGGAGAGAUCGUCCGUUGAAGCUUCGACCUCACAAUCUCGCCGCUUUCCCCAGAGUCCAUCAACAUCCUCCCGAUGGU
This is a messenger RNA of Mesorhabditis spiculigera, 771 nucleotides long. The record is from the annotation of a GenBank genome assembly. Lineage: Eukaryota; Metazoa; Nematoda; Chromadorea; Rhabditida; Rhabditidae.